AAGUUCAAUUUCUGCACCGUUCUUCAUGUUACGAAGACGAAAGGCCUUCCAAGUCUCUACAAUUUCCAACUCAAUAGCAAUUGACAAAGUUCGUCUCUUUGUGGUCUUUAUCAAAGGAAUCUCAUUAAAGCACAGUGCAACCGAGUGAAGUUUAUGGGUGACCAAGGAAAAGAACUUCGGCUUAUUGCCAUGGCAAAGUCAGGUUGGGUCUGGCUGCACGAGAAGACAGGGUUGCCGUGGUGGUCAACCUUGGUUGCAGGUGCUGUAGUUAUUCGAGCUGCAACCUUUCCUCUUUGCUUGUACGGUCAGUACCACGCAGAUAAAUUGAGUUCGCUAGCUCCAGAGUUGGAACGAAUAAGGGCGUAUGUUAGUCGUUCAUCAGGAACAACAGUACAGAAGAUUAGGACGUUUCGUCGUUUGAGACAGGAAUUGCUGAAGCGAAGCAGUUCUUCAUCUUUGAAGGUUGUUCCCUAUGGGAAACUAGUCCACAUACCGCUUUUUAUAACAGCAGCAGCAUCUGUGAGAAGAUUAGCCUUUCAAAGAUAUCCAGGUUUUGAAUCGGAAGGUAUUUCCUGGUUUAAGGAUUUGGCAGCACCGGAUCCUUGGUAUAUUCUUCCCAUAGUCAAUAGUGCUAUUUUGAUAGCAAAUACGGAAAACAGCUUGAAAGCUAAUGAAAAACCAAGUUUGAAUUCAUCGAAAAGGUCUCUAGGAGAUCUAGCGAACAGCCUUCGAGAUCCACAAAUAGUUGAUUGGAUGAAGAUUAUUUUACAAGGAAUGACAAUUUUAGUAUUUCCAUUGAUCUCGCAUUUGCCAUCAGGCGUUGUCUUUUUCUGGACGGUGAAUUCUUUGUUGAAUGCGUUGCAACAAACUCUGCUUAUAGGAAAGGGAAAACGAUAUGUUGGGCUUUAUAAUCGAACUGAACUGUUAGCACAGUCAAAGGGACUGGCUGACUCAUUGUUUCAUGAUAUAAACACUUCAGUAGAAGACGCUCGUCUUCAGCUUUCUCGUAUUCAGAAAUUUGUUAUGGAAUACUCUAAAGAGCCAGUAAGAAUGUUUCAAGAAUUUUUGCUGAAUGAACGGAGAUCCAAACGACUUUCACUUCCAUUGAGUGCAGAAAUAAGGAAAGACGAAACCACUGGAAAAGACUAUGUUGCUAUUGUUAUGGCGUCUCCAGAUGAGGAAGACAGUUCCAGCAAAGCUUGAUGCUAUUUUGACAAAGUUUAUUCUUGUUGCAGAUGAUACAAUGAGUAUUUGUGAUUUAUUUGGAGGACAUUCAUUUCUUGAAUUUUCUUUAAGUUACUCUUUCAAUAAGAUACAAGGUCUUCCAGAACGGCUCUUAUGAUAUUAUUGUUUUGAAACAUUUCCAAAAAAAAUUUAGGCUGCAGAAAUAAAGCUUCUUUGAAAGAUCCAAUACAUAAGUGGACUUGUUUGA
This is a messenger RNA of Galdieria sulphuraria, 1432 nucleotides long. RefSeq names its product preprotein translocase, Oxa1 family isoform 1. Gene Ontology annotation, molecular function: membrane insertase activity. Gene Ontology annotation, cellular component: mitochondrial inner membrane. Lineage: Eukaryota; Rhodophyta; Bangiophyceae; Galdieriales; Galdieriaceae. The coding region runs from base 154 to 1203 and encodes 349 amino acids. Gene Ontology annotation, biological process: protein insertion into mitochondrial inner membrane from matrix; mitochondrial respiratory chain complex IV assembly. The transcript has 10 exons. The record is from RefSeq and is a predicted model, not a curated record.